AUGGCUCCUGCUGCUGUUGAACACGAGGUCGUCGUGCCUCCGUCCAAGGCCGACGUCUCCCACAAGGCGCCUCUGAAGCCUUCGGGUGCCCUCGACAAGUACGAGUCAUUCGAGGUUACUCCCAUUAUUGGAACUGAAUUCAAGGACGUGAACCUGGUGGACUGGAUCAACGCCCCCAACGCCGACGAGCUGUUGAGGGAACUAGCCAUCACCAUCUCCCGCCGCGGUGUUGUCUUCUUCCGUGCCCAGGAUGAUCUCACCAACGACCUGCAGAAGAAGCUGAUCCACCGCCUGGGCGAACUGACGGGCAAGCCCUCAACCUCGACUCUGCACAUCCACCCCGUGCUCAACGAUGACCGCGAGCUGGGCGGCAACGAUCCCGAGAUCAGCACCAUUUCCUCGGAGCAGCGCCGCAAGUACUACGACCCGGUCAAGUCGGCAGCGCUCUCGGGCAAGACGCAAGAAUCGGCGCAAUGGCACUCCGAUAUCCAAUUCGAGCCCGUCCCGGCCGACUACACCUCGCUGCGUCUGGUCGAGCUGCCACGCACGGGCGGCGACACGCUCUGGGCCAGCGGCUACGACCUCUACGACCGCCUCUCGGCGCCGUACCAGAAGUUCGUCGAGACGCUGACGGCCAACUUCGAGGCGCCCUUCUUCAACGACGUCGCGGCCAACGGCGGCUUCGGCGUCUACGAGAAGCCGCGCGGCUCGCCCGAGAACGUCGGCGCCGUGCUGCGCGCCACCCACCCCGUCGUGCGCACCAACCCCGUCAGCGGCUGGAAGUCCAUCUUCCCCGUCGGCGUCUUCCCCAAGAGCAUCAACGGCCUCACCAAGCAGGAAGGAGACCACCUGCUGCACUGGUUCCUCGACCUGCUCUACAAGAACCACGAGCUGCAGGUCCGCUUCCGCUGGCAGAACAAGAACGACAUCGCCAUCUGGGACAACCGCAGCGUCUUCCACACGGCCACCUUCGACUACGACCACAUCGGCCCCCGCUUCGGCAACAGGGCCGUUGGCAUCGGCGAGAGGCCUUACUUCGACCCCAAGAGCUCCUCCAGGCGCGAGGCUCUGGCGAGGGAGGCCGAGGAGGCAAAUGCUAAGGCUUGA
Molecule: messenger RNA, 1107 nt
Organism: Lasiodiplodia theobromae
Lineage: Eukaryota; Fungi; Ascomycota; Dothideomycetes; Botryosphaeriales; Botryosphaeriaceae
Product: Family taurine catabolism dioxygenase
Exons: 2
Coding region: 1-1107 (368 amino acids)
Cellular component (GO): cytoplasm
Molecular function (GO): 2-oxoglutarate-dependent dioxygenase activity
Source: RefSeq, a predicted model, not a curated record